Molecule: messenger RNA, 660 nt
Organism: Funneliformis geosporum
Lineage: Eukaryota; Fungi; Glomeromycota; Glomeromycetes; Glomerales; Glomeraceae
Source: the annotation of a GenBank genome assembly
AUGAAGGAGAGUGUAGAAAUCGAUAAAGUAGAAAGUAAAAUUGAUGAUGUCGAGAUAAAUUUAAAGAAUGAAGUGUGUGAAGAUAAAGAAAUGGCUGAAAUUUAUAAUAAUAAUGAUUAUGAUCAAGAACAAAAUGCAAAACAUGAAUUCGAAAGGCAUUUAGGAAACCGACAAACAUUAAAUGGUAAAGUAUUCAUGAUGAAUAUAAUCAAUUAUAAAAAUUCUGUUUUAAACAUUGUUAGUCAAUAUACAAUUAUUAAUAAUGAGGAGAAGAACGAUCAUAAUGAAAUCAGACCAAAAUUAUUAGAGACUAUUAAUGAUAAUACAUUUACUGAAUUAAAAUGGCACUUGUUUCAACAAUUUAAUAAAUAUCGAGAUGUAUUAUAUAUGAAUAGAAAUGUUAAAAACUCACACCAAAUAAAUGCGUGUAUGAAUCACAUAUUCAAAAAUCGCGUAUUAAAAAACAAUGAAAAAUUAAAUAAUGCACACACGGCUGGUAGAGAUAUUGAUGAAAUAAGGGAUCAAAGAUUUACAAGACCAAAAGUAUUAAUCUUAUUACCAUUUCGUAAUUCUACCAGGAAUUUAGUAGAAAUAUUGAUAAAAUUAUCAGGAAUGGAUCAACAAGAAAUCGAAAACGAUUUUUUGAUUCAUUUGGAAUAA